Manis pentadactyla (Chinese pangolin) is the source of this 3178-nucleotide messenger RNA. It is a transcript of the gene AIFM2, whose product is annotated as apoptosis inducing factor mitochondria associated 2. Gene Ontology annotation, cellular component: cytoplasm; mitochondrion. NCBI's taxonomy places the organism in Eukaryota, Metazoa, Chordata, Mammalia, Pholidota, Manidae. Bases 432 to 1613 code for a protein of 393 amino acids. The transcript is spliced from 10 exons. Gene Ontology annotation, molecular function: flavin adenine dinucleotide binding; electron-transferring-flavoprotein dehydrogenase activity. Gene Ontology annotation, biological process: apoptotic mitochondrial changes; positive regulation of apoptotic process. The record is from RefSeq and is a predicted model, not a curated record.
GGAGUUGAUGGACAGUUAGGAUUUGUUCUCUUGGGCCUUCUUUACGCCGACGUUCUGAAUCUAGGCAGAUGUAGUUAAGAUUCUCUGUGCCCUCUCCCUUGGCUUGUUCAUUUCACAAUCAGAUGGUGGGUUUGGCAGUUCCUCAGAAAGUUAAAUCUGUAGUUACCAUAGGACCCAGCAAUUCCACUCCUAGUCUUAUACUCAAGAGAAUUAAAGACACAUGUUCACACAAAAAUCCUGUACACAAUGUUUGAAGCAGCAUUAGUCACAAGAGCCAAAAGGUAGAAAACAACCCCAAAGUCCUGGAGAAUGGAUAAACAGAACGCAAUGGAAUGUCACUCAGCCGUAAAAAGGGAUGAAAUACUGGCACAUGCUACAGCUUGGAUGAAUGCUAAGGAAAAGCAGCCAGGCACAAAAGUGCCUGGCUCAAGAUGGGGUCCCAGGUCUCGAUGGAAAUGGAAGCAGUGCAGGUGGUGAUUGUGGGUGGUGGCUUUGGCGGGAUUGCGGCCGCCAGCCAGCUGCAGGCUCUGAACAUCCCAUUCACGCUGGUGGAUAUGAAGGACUCCUUCCAUCACAACGUGGCAGCCCUCCGGGCCUCCGUGGAAAGUGGGUUUGCCAAAAAGACAUUCAUUUCCUAUGCGGUGACCUUCAAGGAGAAUUUCCGGCAGGGCCUGGUGGUUGAGAUAGACCUGGAGGACCAGACCGUGCUGCUCGAGGGCGGCGAGGUACUUUCCUGUUCCCUGCUCUCUGCCUCCUAUUUCCGUGUUGGGUGGCUCUGGCAGGAGGCUCUGCCCUUCUCACAUCUUAUCCUGGCCACAGGGAGCACUGGGCUCUUCCCGGGCAAGUUUAACCAGGUUUCCAGCCAGCAGGCCGCCAUCCAGGCCUACGAGGACCUGGUGAGGCAGGUCCAGCGCUCACAGUCCAUCGUGGUGGUGGGAGGAGGCUCUGCAGGAGUGGAGAUGGCGGCAGAGAUUAAAACAGAAUACCCCCAGAAAGAGGUCACUCUCAUUCACUCCCAAAUAGCCCUCGCUGACAAGGAGCUCCUGCCCUGUGUCCGUCAGGAAGCAAAGGAGAUCCUGCUCCAGAAAGGCGUGAACCUGCUGCUGAGUGAGCGGGUGAGCAACCUGGAGGAGCUGUCUCCCAAUGAACAUCGAGAGUGCAUCAGGGUGCAGACAGACAAAGACACGGAGGUGGCCACCAACCUGGUGAUUGUCUGCAAUGGUAUCAAGGUCAACAGCUCUGCCUACCGCAGUGUGUUUGAGAGUCAGCUGGCCGGCAACGGUGCUCUGAGAGUGAACCAGUAUCUCCAGGUGGAGGGCUGCAGCCACAUCUAUGCCAUCGGCGACUGUGCCAACGUGAAGGAGCCCAAGACAGCUUAUCAUGCCGGCCUUCAUGCCAACAUUGCCGUGGCCAAUAUCAUCAACUCCAGGAAACACAGGCCCCUCAAGGCCUACAAGCCAGGUGCACUGACGUUCCUCCUGGCCAUGGGGAGAAAUGACGGCGUGGGCCAGAUCAGCGGCUUCUAUGUGGGGCGAUUCAUGGUUCGGCUGGCCAAGAGCCGGGACCUAUUUGUGUCCACAAGUUGGAAAACCAUGCGGCAGUCUCCACCCUGAUGGGGACACUGUGUGGGAAGGGAGGUACUGCCACCACUGGCUGAACAGAUUGCUUGGCAAGUGGUACCUGCCUGACAAAUGCCAAAGGGCAAAGCUCUUUUUCUAGAGUAAGAUGCCAGUGAUAUAUUGACCAGAAACACACCUUAUAGAAAACCAAAAACUGGGAGAGACAGAGAGACAGAAAGGAAGAGACCUCCGAGAGGAUUAAAAAAGGCUCCCCCUAGAGGAUUCAUUCUGGGUCUGGAAAGGUGGAUUUGCAGUUGUGCUGGCUGAAUGGUUCCCUGGUUCUGGGGAAGGUUCAGCCGGCCUUUUCUACCCAGGCUCCUCUUGGAUGUGUGUGUUGUGUGUGAUUCAGAACUCUCAGAGUAGGAGAGAGCUGGGCGUCCUGGAGGCUGGCAUCCUGCCUGGUAGAGCAGGAAGGAGAGCCUGCAAAGUGAGACCAGCCAAGGGGAGCUGGGGUGGAGAGAGGGCCUAUACCCUGAACCUUUCCCAUCCUGCUGAGGGGUGGGAAGCCAUAUAUUCUGCAACUCCAACGUUGUUAAUAGAAGCUUAAUUUAAAAUUAUUAGUUCCUACAGUCUUUAUGAAGCUUUCUAUACUUCCAUUUUUGAUUAUAUACCAUAGGUUACAUUAAGAAGAAAGAGUUAGAUAAAAUUUCCCUCCUGGUUAGUAUAUUCUAACAGAGUGAGUUUUUGUAAAACUAACAGGGGUUAAGACUGGAGUCUAGUCUGCCAGCUGCUUGAGGUGUUUAAGGAAAGGCAGCCAAGCUAGUGUGACCCUUGAGUGGGUUGUCAUCUGGCUGACAUUCAGGGAACAGGGAGGCUCAGCAGAUAAACCCCUGUGUGCUUCCAGGCUGCUGUCAUGGGCAAAUCUGUGACAAAACUCCAGCUGGUGCUGAGGGCAGGAGACCCUGUGGAAACUCUGUGGUUUUCUGCUCUGGUUUCCUGACCAACCCUGAUGUCACUUACCUGGAAGACUAGCCAUGUGGCAAUAAUGCCUGCCCCUCGCAAUGUUCAAUAUAUAAGUGACUCCACUACUUGGAUGAGAACUUCCAAUUGAAAGGAGCCAAUUUUGGAUCACACAGUUUAACUCUAUAGCAGAAGUGGUUGAUGAGUUCAUCUGAAUACAUUCAGGCUCUGCCCCUGCCCACCCAUGCUGUCCCUCCCUGCCCACUUUUAACGGUGGCCACUAGGUAGUUGGCCAGAGUCCCUGGGACCUCAGUCUCACUGGGUUUCUCGGUCCAUCCCAUCUGGGCUAUGGCCCAGGUCUGUUCCAUUUUGCCCAGGCCUAAGUUAGACGUGUGCCUCUCUCAAAGGAUGGCUAACCCCUUGGAGGCUUCGUUCCUGUGCACCAAGGCCAACCAGGCUCUCCGUCUGGAAGCAGGACCUGCUGCCUGAGAAACACAGGCCAUUCUGUGCUGUCCGCCCUGGGCUUAGCAUGGUGGGAGUCUCUGCCCAUUAGUGAGAAGCCUUAUUCUAUUUAUAACAUUUUAGAGGUGUUCCACCCAUGGGGAUACAGACUUCUGAAGUGAGGAAAAUGUUGCAAUAAAAGAAUAUGUUGUAAGAAA